Molecule: messenger RNA, 1031 nt
Organism: Salmo salar (Atlantic salmon)
Lineage: Eukaryota; Metazoa; Chordata; Actinopteri; Salmoniformes; Salmonidae
Gene: nar4
Product: Ecto-ADP-ribosyltransferase 4
Molecular function (GO): NAD+ poly-ADP-ribosyltransferase activity; NAD+-protein-arginine ADP-ribosyltransferase activity
Source: RefSeq, marked provisional
ACCAAAAACACAGCAAAGACAAGGAGACCUGCUGAAGCUACAGACAGCACAAGUCGUAACGAGCUGUUGAAGUCAUGAGGAAAGACAACAUCCUGACCUUUGCUCUGCUGUGUGUUUUCCAUGAUUGGACUUUUAGUGUGGACUCAACUGCGGUUAAUCCCCAUCGGCAUCGUCGUGAUCCCUAUGGUACUGACCAAACAGUACAAUUAUCAAUAGUCCAUGACUCUGUUGAUGACAUGUAUUCCAGCUGCACUCAAAAAACAUUAGAAAAGCUGAACACAUAUCUUUCAAGUGAAACCAACAUAGACGGGAUCUUCAAGAGGGCCUGGAGUAAGGCAGAAAGUUGUGCAGAAGAUGUGGAGAAUCGAUUCAAAAAGGACAAUUCUGAGUACAAUUCAGCAGAACUUGCACACGAUCAUAUCAAGGCUAUCUGUGCUUACUCAGCAGGUGAACCCAAGAUACACGACGAGUUCAACAAAGCAGUCCUCUCCGAGAAGGAUGAGUACAAAACCUCCUUCCAGUUCCACUCCCUGCAUUUCCUGCUGACUGAUGCUCUCCGCCUCCUGAAAAAACAACAACAGGGCUGUCAUAAUACAUUCAGAAGAACCAAAAAUCAUUUUAAAGGUGAAGUUAACAAGGAAAUCCGAUUUGGCUUCUUUGCUUCCAGCAGUACCGACAAGGGACAUUCAACAUUUGGAGACAAGUCCUGCUUUGAGAUAGAGACAUGUUUUGGCGCUGACCUGAAGUCCUACCCCAAACUGGGGAAUCAUGAAAAGGAGGUGUUGAUUCCACCGUAUGAGGUGUUCAAAGUUACUGAUGUGCUGAAGAAAGAAAAUAAUCAAAAUCUUUGGUGUGAUGUUGUGUACAAACUAGAGAGUAUCAAAACACUGAGUAACCUGAAUUGCGAAAUGUUUAAGACAAUUUCUAAUGAAGAAAAUUAAUAUUGAGUCAUUGUCCCUAAAGAGGAUUUAAUUUAAUUGAAAAUUGCUUGGUCAUUCUGUGGUGAUUUAAAAUAAAAAAAUACAAUUAUG